UUUUAUAAUAUUAUAUAAGAGCGUGGCGGUCGACUGUGGUGGUUCGUCGAGUGGUCUCCAUUCCUGACACACGAGGCGGCUGGCAGUCGCAAUAGUGAAUGAGCCGACGCCGCCCAAACAGUGUGCGCACACAAUGAAUACCGUCCGUUCGUGUUUCGCCACCACAGUCGCGUUUCUCGUUAUCGCGAUCGGUUGGUGGGCCGCUGACGCUGUGGUCUGUUGCAACAGUAGUUCAGUCGCAAGUGGCGGCGGAGACCUUGUCGCGUCAUGCCAGUACAAAAAUAGGACGUUCCAUACGGUCGAGGCAUUCGGUGGUGGCACGUGCGAUGACAAUCGGACAGCCGUGCGGAUCCGGAAGUGCUGUGGCCCGGGCCAGUCGUACGAUACGAUAUUGGGGAGCUGCAAACCUUCCGGGGCAGACAGCGACGAGCAAAUGCAUCGGAUGAUGCAGCUACUGAGGGACGAAUCUCAGGUGGUGGCCGAUGCGGUGAUGGUUGGUUUUAAUUAUGAGCCACCAUUGUGUGACGCUGGGAACGUGCUAGUCGACGUGCCCCCCGAGGAGAUGAGGUGGAUGUUAAAAGCAUACUCGUCGGUCGCCGAGUUGCCGCCGAGCUAUUGCUUCGACCUGUCGCAACCCCGUUGGCUGGUGGCCUGGGAGUGCCGGAGUGACCAGAUCUGCGACCAGGGUACUUACAUGUGCGUCCAUAAGUGCUGCAAGGGCAACCAGAUGAUAGUCGACGGCCCCAAUGGUCCGGAGUGCACACUGAGCGAGAAGCCAUUCACGAUGUCCGCCUAUGGAAUAGACGAGGACGACCUGGUGCUGCCAUACUAUGAAGAAUUCAAAUGUUCACACAGGGACAUAUUGGACGACGGGUUCCGGUUGACCACGAAUGGCCUUUACCUCAUCAACGAAGACCAGUACGUACCGCUAACGGAAUAUUGCGUGGGGUAUUCACAGGUAACCGACAGCAUAGUAGCGUUCAUAUGUGAUGCUCAUACCGUGUUUAUGGUCAAACGUGCAAUUGCCAGCUUUUUUGACAUAUCAAUCGGGCGAGUUACGUGGCGUCUGCCGUGUGCUUGGCGUUCACGCUGCUCCUAUAUAACACACUGCCCAGCUUCCGAAACAUCCAAAACUACUACGUCAAGUGCUACGUGCAACACCAGUUGUUGGCGUGCAUCUGCGUAAUUUACCAAAUGAGUAUGGGAAAA
Molecule: messenger RNA, 1209 nt
Organism: Acyrthosiphon pisum (pea aphid)
Lineage: Eukaryota; Metazoa; Arthropoda; Insecta; Hemiptera; Aphididae
Exons: 2
Coding region: 134-1186 (350 amino acids)
Source: RefSeq, a predicted model, not a curated record